GUUCACGAUAGACCCAUGAGUCGCACGUAAAUGCGGAAGUAACAAGGACUAGCUUCUAAGCUACUAAGCGAGUACAAGCAGCGCCUGGACUUUUGUCCCUAAGGUCAUCAAAGGACGUGUUUCAACGCAAUGUGAUGGCACUCACACGUUGCCGGAGUCCAGUUGUUGUCCGCUCAAAUGCAGACUGAUGACACGAAAUGACUAGAAGCAGCAUGGACUGAAGGCCGAAGGCGCAGUGUGAGCAGCAGCUGUAGCGUAGAUGAAGCAUGAAGAGUCCGGUCCGCAGAUGCAGGGAUGUGGAGCACGGUCGUGGUCAAGUUUGGGCCGGGUCCAGUUUCAUGCAAGCAGAGCAACGCAUCCCCGUCUCCAAAGACGCCAUCACCGCCUCGUCCGCCUCUGCCAUGUGGUUCAUCAGGGACGCCUGCGGCAUCGUUUGUGCCCUCAUCACGUGGCUGCUGGUCUUCUACGCAGAAUUUGUGGUGCUCUUUGUCAUGCUGAUUCCCUCCAACAACCUGACCUACAGCGUCAUCAACGGCUCUCUGUUCAACGCCCUGGCCUUCCUGGCCCUCGCCUCGCAUGCCAGGGCCAUGUGCACCGACCCUGGAGCAGUACCCAAAGGCAAUGCAACAAUGGAAUACAUAGAAAGCCUUCAGUUGAAACCCGGACAAGUGGUCUACAAAUGUCCCAAGUGCUGCAGCAUCAAGCCUGACCGAGCACACCACUGCAGUGUUUGCAAACGCUGCAUACGCAAGAUGGACCACCACUGCCCCUGGGUCAACAACUGUGUUGGGGAGAACAAUCAAAAGUACUUUGUGCUCUUCACUAUGUACAUUGCACUCAUCUCCCUCCAUGUUCUCGUCAUGGUGGUCCUUCAUUUUCUCUACUGCUUUGAAGAUGACUGGACAAAGUGCAGUUCCUUCUCUCCACCAGCAACUGUCAUCCUCCUCAUCCUCCUAUGUUUUGAGGGCCUCCUCUUCCUUAUCUUCACCUCUGUGAUGUUCGGCACCCAAGUCCACUCCAUCUGUACCGAUGAAACUGGAAUCGAACGCUUGAAGGGAGAGACGGGGAGGUGGGAGAAGGUUCCCUGCUGGGAGGCCAUGCGAGUGGCCUUUGGUGGGCCCUUCUCCCUGUCCUGGUGCAGCCCCUUCUCCCAGCUCAGCUGCAAGAGGAACCCCCCUGAGCUACUCACCCUUCCUCAGGGGGACAUCAUUGAGGAGGACGUCAUCCAGAUCCCACUCAGCUAGGAAGACAUCAUAGAGUUCCACUCAGUUAAGAAGACAUCAUGGAGAUCCCACUGAGCUGAGGUGUGUUAAGGUGGGCUGUGGUACUUCAGGAGGUCUGCGGUUCUAACACGACUUCUUCCGUCACACUCGCAGCUGUCGACCAAACAAAAAUACUUUUGCGCCUACUAGCAAACUAUCCAUCCAUCCAACCAUCCAUCUUCUUCCGCUUAUCCGAGGUCGGGUCGCGGGGGCAACAGCCUAAGCAGGGAAACCCAGACUUCCCUCUCCCCAGCCACUUCGUCUAGCUCUUCCCGGAGGAUCCCGAGGCGUUCCCAGGCCAGCCAGGAGACAUAGUCUUCCCAACGUGUCCUGGGUCUUCCCCGUGGCCUCCUACCGGUUGGACGUGCCCUAAACACCUCCCUAGGGAGGCGUUCGGGUGGCAUCCUGACCAGAUGCCCGAACCGCCUCAUCUGGCUCCUCUCGAUGUGAAGGAGCAGCGGCUUUACUUUGAGUUCCUCCCGGAUGGCAGAGCUUCUCACCCUAUCUCUAAGGGAGAGCCCCGCCACCCGACGGAGGAAACUCAUUUCGGCCGCUUGUACCCGUGAUCUUAUCCUUUCGGUCAUGACCCAAAGCUCGUGACCAUAGGUGAGGAUGGGAACGUAGAUCGACCGGUAAAUUGAGAGCUUUGCCUUCCGGCUCAGCUCUUUCUUCACCACAACGGAUCGGUACAACGUCCGCAUUACUGAAGACGCCGCACCGAUCCGCCUGUCGAUCUCACGAUCCACUCUUCCCCCACUCGUGAACAAGACUCCUAGGUACUUGAACUCCUCCACUUGGGGCAGGGUCUCCUCCCCAACCCGGAGAUGGCAUUCCACCCUUUUCCGGGCGAGAACCAUGGACUCGGACUUGGAGGUGCUGAUUCUCAUUCUGGUCGAACCGAUCCAGCGAGAGCUGAAGAUCCCGGUCAGAUGAAGCCAUCAGGACCACAUCAUCUGCAAAAAGCAGAGACCUAAUCCUGCAGUCACCAAACCGGAACCCCUCAACACCUUGACUGCGCCUAGAAAUUCUGUCCAUAAAAGUUAUGAACAGAAUCGGUGACAAAGGACAGCCUUGGCGGAGUCCAACCCUCACUGGAAAUGUGUUCCACUUACUGCACUAGCAAACUACUACUUCCAUAUUUGUCAAACUCUUUUCCAAAGUCGUGAUCUUGAGAGUUCUUCCGCCUUCCAGGCUUUGCAAUUUUUUUAUCCACGUUCACACUUUCUGUAAUUCAACAUUUUAUUGCCCAAAGAUUGUCAUUUAUCUGAAAUAUUUCCUAAAGAUGUCAUCAACUCAGGGGAGGUUCAUUUUCUCACAGUCCCACAGUCGAGCCCAGGACCAUCAACUGUUCUAAACCCCCCCCCCCCCCAACAUUUCUCAAACUUUCCACUCUCAAAACAAUUCUCCAUAUUCGUACUUUUCCCAUAACUCCACAUUUUCUAUACAUCAUGUACUCGAGUUCUUCUGCUUUCACUCAAAUGUUUGAUGCAUCGAGGUUCCAAACAAGAGUACAUGUUGACGUUGGCACCAGUCACUCUUUCAGCUACCAUUUUUUUCUACUUUUUUUUUUUUUGGGGUUAUGAAAUAGUGUGGAUUGUUGCUGUGGAGGAGGGAUUGCAGUCUGCUGGGCUGGCUUUUGUGACGCUGUUCCAAUUAUCCUCCCGGCUUACAAAGCUCCAAACUUAGGGCAAUUGGGGCAGUUGUCAGUGUGCUCCACAUAGAGGGACCAAGUACAGGGACGGAGUGUAAGGGUGGAAUACAGGGACGGGGUACAGGGACAGGGUACAAGGACGGGGUACAGGGACAGGGUACAAGGACUGAGUGUAGGGACGAAGUACAAGGACAGAGUACAGGGAUGGAGUACGAGGAUAGAGUACAGGGACGGAGUGUAGGGACGAAGUACAAGGACAGAGUACAGGGAUGGAGUACGAGGAUAGAGUACAGGGACGGAGUGUAGGGACGUUUCGAACAGCAUCAACUUCAACAAGUUCUACUAUACUUAAUGUCGGGUUAUUUUACAUGUUUAUUAGACUUUUACACAAAGUAUAUUCCUAACCUCGUAGUGGUACCUUCAACUUUCCGGUGGUUACUCGAGAAAGUACUUGGGAGAAUCUUCAGUUUGCUGGUUUGAGUUCAUUACCGUCUUUCUAAAAACAAAGUCUUUCUAAAAACACAAAGAAGUAGUUCUAAAAACACGAAUAUGUCUUUUUAAAAGCACAACAUUGUUUUUUCUAAAAACACAAAGAUGUAUUUCCAAAAACACAGAUAUAUUUUUUCAAAACACAAAGAUAUAUUUCCAAAAACACAAAUAAGUAGUUCUAAAAACACAAAUAUGUAUUUAUAAAAGCACAAGGAUGCAUUUGUAGAAACACAAAGAGGUAUUUGUAAAAAGACCAAAUGUGUGCCGGCAGACUGAGGUAACUCCGGGGGAAUCACAAGAAGCAGCUUUUUGUCACACAGUGCCUUAUGUCCAUGAAGGUGUAAUAAUACACACUAUGUCUCAAUGUCUGUGUAAUAACCGUCCUCAUGUUGUGUCAUAUAUUCACUAAUCAACGGGUGGGAGAAAUUACAGGAUGAUUCUUGUUUGCUGAUGGAUUUUGACACGGGUGAGAGUUUAUGAUGCCACACUUAAAACAGCACAAUGUUCAUUUUCUCUUCUUCCAAUCCUAACGAGGUUCUAAGUAGCGCUUCAAAAUGCUCGGACGGAUUUUUUUUUUUCAAAGCAAAUACUUUAUUAAAAACUACAGUUUUACACUCAA
Molecule: messenger RNA, 4021 nt
Organism: Nerophis ophidion (straightnose pipefish)
Lineage: Eukaryota; Metazoa; Chordata; Actinopteri; Syngnathiformes; Syngnathidae
Gene: zdhhc3a
Product: zinc finger DHHC-type palmitoyltransferase 3a
Exons: 7
Coding region: 267-1244 (325 amino acids)
Biological process (GO): protein targeting to membrane; peptidyl-L-cysteine S-palmitoylation
Cellular component (GO): endoplasmic reticulum; Golgi apparatus
Molecular function (GO): protein-cysteine S-palmitoyltransferase activity
Source: RefSeq, a predicted model, not a curated record